AUGAACUCCUCAGAGGAAGACGCCGCUCAUGUCCGCCACACUACAAGCAUGAAAAAGCAGCCAGCGCCCGCACGCCUUCAGACAUUCCGAAGCUUGGACACCAGCAGCAGUGAAAGCAGUGCCAAAUCGGGUAACGGCCCCGUCAAGACGACACGGGCCACCGCUACCACGCAGGUAAAGGCGGUGCUUCCAUCGUUGGCAUUUGGUAAGCAGCCGGAAGCUGCAGAUUAUACAGACUCAACGGCAAAGCUGGAGAACACGGAUACCAGCAUCCGCUUUGAAGUAGCCCAGGGCAGCGCCAGCGACGUUUCUCUUGACCUUGAGGACGUGGCAAGACACAGUGGCGGCCCUGCGGAAACUGCCCAUAUCGCGUCAGGAAAUACCAGCACUUCUGCUGUUGCCAUCCACAUUAAGGGUGAGUCUAAGGCAGCCAACACCAAAAGUGGUUUUGCAGAAGCGGCAACCACACGCAUGACGGAGUCCUCCUUUCAGGGAAAAAAAAAUCAACCGCCUUCUCACGGGGCGACGUCCACGAAGAACCAGGAAUACCAUGCAGGGGGUUAUUCAUCACCCACACCUGUGUCGGCGGAACAGGGAACGCGGUCUACUACGCACGUCGCAGGAGGUCGACAUCCACGACAAGAAGCGGCGGCGGCUCCUCUCCCUGUCCAGAAGACCAAUGGUCGUCUCUCCCAUACGGAGGAAGUGGCGGCUGCCCCUGCAGAGGCAAUGGACGAGAGCGAUGGUGGCAGUGACUCCCUUUUGCAAGAGGUACUGCCGCUUUCUUCACGUGUGCCUCGCCACAGUGCUCCUCCCACAGGCACUGAGACGUGGAGAACGUCAAGCCCUGUACGCCGUGAGACACAGCGUCGUGACCCUGUGGAGCAGAUGCUUCUACGCGCGCGCCAGCGUCUGCAGGAGAAGACCUCCAUCGAGGCGUGUACACCCAGGGCCAUUCCACGCGCAUCAUUUGAAUCCCCAUCAUCCUUUUCCCGUUUUGUCACACCUGAUCGUGGUGGCAAAUUCCGCGAGAGCCCGUCAGCAAUCCCACCCAGAGCGUCAGGUGUCGCAGAUGACAGAGCCCGGCGCCUUCAGCAGGAAAUUGGUCGGCUUCAGGAAGAGGUGCACUUCCUGUCCAAGGAAAACCAGAAGCUCAAGGGUGCAACUAAACAGCAGCAGGCCACACAAAAUGUGGAGCUGCAGAUGACUAUAGAAGUGUUGCGUGCACAGCUGCAGGAUGAGGAGCUGCAGAGGCGGACGGCUCAGCAAAGCGUUGCUUCCUUGGAAGCUGAAGGCACUCGUAUGAUGAGUGAACUGGAGGAGCAGCUCCAGUCAUAUAUAUCUACUGCAGCACAGUACGAGCGACUGUAUGAGGAGAAAACACGCGAAACAAGCGAGUUGAGAACACAGGUGCAGGUCGCGCUGAAACAGCUGCAGGACGCCGAAGAGAAGGAGCGGCAGCAGCGUCUUCUCUUUGAGCAACAACGCUCCCACGACCGUGAAAGUGCAGAGCGUACGGUAACCCUCUUAGAGGAGGCUAAAAAGCAGCGGUCGCAUCUGCUGGAGCUGAAUGAACGGUUGCAGAAUGAGAAGGAAGCUGCAAUAGGAGACAGACGUCGUAUCAAAGAGGAGCUCCAGCGGCGCCAGGACGAGUUGCUCCGCGCAGAAGAAAAGCACACUAAGGAGCGUGCCAUUCUAGAGGAUGACUGCAGCCGUCUCAAGCUCGCCAUGGCAGAAAAGGAUCGCGUACUCUCUGCCCAACUAAAGAGUGCACAGCAGGCCAACGAGAUUCUGCAGCAGCGCCUCACUGACAUGACAGAGCAAGCCGAAGAGGAUGCGGAGCGUCAGCGACGGUCGUACGAGGUGGCGAAGCAGGAGGCCCAGCGGACAUUUUCUGUUGAACGUGAGCAGCGCCUUGAAUUGGAGAAAAAAGUAGGUGACCUUCAAAAUGAGCUCUCCCGUGAGAGACGAGGCGCUGCGGAGCGCGUCUCACGGGGUCUGGAUGAAAAGGUGGCCACUUUAAAGAGCGACCUCGUGAAAGUCACUGGCGAGCGCGACGAGUUGCAUGCACGCUUUGAGGAGGCCAAUGGGCGGCUGGAGACGCUGCAGGAAACUUGUGCACGCUACCAGAACGAGUGGGACUCUAUCGCGGCGCAGCGGCGGGAGUCCGAGGAGGCGGUUUCACACCUAGAUGCCCAGCGUAACAGGCUCACUGGGACGCUGGAGCAGCUACUCGAGCAGAACGACCAGUUGCGUAAGGAGAACGCAGUGUUGCAAGGCGUGCUGGAAAUGCGUGACGCAGAGGUGCAGGAAAUGCAGACACAAAUAGAGGAUGUCGCUGCGGUGCAAGAGGAUAUGCAAAGCCUUUCACACGAGAAUGAAAGACUAUCGGAGGAGUGCGAACGCCUCUCCCGCGAGCGCAGUGCGUUGAUUGAGGAGAAUGGAAGAAUCGCAGAGGAGGUGCUUAAGUGGCGCAAUGAAAUGCGACGCCACAUCGCACUGCCGCGCGCAACAACGCCGCGAAAGUGGUCGACGACGCCGUUGUCACUCCAUGAUCUAAAGCCGUCGUGA
Trypanosoma grayi is the source of this 2571-nucleotide messenger RNA. Its product is annotated as BRCT domain-containing protein. The record is from RefSeq and is a predicted model, not a curated record. The transcript has a single exon. Bases 1 to 2571 code for a protein of 856 amino acids. Lineage: Eukaryota; Euglenozoa; Kinetoplastea; Trypanosomatida; Trypanosomatidae.